Molecule: messenger RNA, 1527 nt
Organism: Anopheles coluzzii
Lineage: Eukaryota; Metazoa; Arthropoda; Insecta; Diptera; Culicidae
Exons: 3
Coding region: 1-1527 (508 amino acids)
Source: RefSeq, a predicted model, not a curated record
AUGGAGACGGACGAAGUGAACUCUGGUGACCUUUUUGGAGAUGCCGAUCAACGACGAUUGUCGCAAGGCCGUGUUCCCGUUCCUGUCCAAGCCGCGCAUCCAAGCGGCCUGCUGCAAGGAGUUUUCUCAACCCAGGAGCAGUAUAGUGGACGCCGGGAAGGAACUGCAUUCGCGCCGCCGCCAUCGCUGCCAGGUCCAGCGCCAUCGUUUUUCACUCCAGCGCCAUUGCAAGCGCCCGCGCCAUCGCAGGCGCCCGCGCCAUCGCAGGCGCAACGUCUGGAGCAGCAUGAUGACCCGAUGCUGAAAACGUUAAAUUUGCUUCAACAGCAAAUGGCCCAGCAACAGAAGAUUCUGAAUGAGUUUUUGCAGCAACGCCUUAUAAAGUUCCGGUUCGAUACGGACACGGGAAUCACGUUCAAAAACUGGUACUCACGCUACGUAGACUUGUUCCAGAAAGAUGCUGCUAGGAUCGACGAUGCUGCGAAAGUCCGGUUAUUGCUGCGGAAACUGGGAGCUGCCGAGCAUGACCGUUAUUUGAGUUUCAUCCUGCCAAGCCGCCCGUCCGAUUUUUCGCUCGAGCAAACGGUGGAAAAGCUGUCAACCCUCUACGACUACCAGGAAUCGCUGCUGAGUAAGCGAUUCAGAUGCCUGCAGUUAGUGAAGAAGCGGAACGAAGACCAUCUAAGUUAUGCCUGUCGAAUCAACAAGGCGGCCGUUGAAUUCGAGCUCGGCAAGCUCAACGAGGAGGACUUCAAGUGCUUGCUAUUCGUCUGUGGUAUGAAGGACGAGACUGAUGCAGACAUACGAACACGCUUGCUGGCAAAAAUAGAGGACCAUAGCAUGACGUUGCAACAGCUAGCCGCCGAAUGCAGUAGAUUGGGAAAUUUAAAAAAAGAUAGUGCGAUGAUCGAGACACCGGGAAAUGAUCGAGUUUUGGCAGUGAACCUGAAAACGCCCUACCCUCAGAAAAAGUUCCCAAAUGUCUCAAAAGCGAAUCCCAGCAAACCAUGUUGGCUCUGCGGAGGUACACACUGGGUGCAUGACUGCAGAUAUCAAGCACACCAGUGUACGAUCUGUUCCAGAACGGGACACAAAGAGGGUUUCUGCAAAACAGCAAAUCGCCAGAAGUAUAAUAAGCCGAAAUAUAAAAAGCAAGGCAAAACGCAGACCAGAGUAGUUACGGUGAACGUGCAUAGUGUUCAGAAACGCCGCAGAUAUGUCACUAUUGCAAUGAAUGGCACGCCCGUCCGUCUGCAGCUUGAUACGGCAUCUGACAUCACAGUCAUUGAUCGUGAAGCUUGGAAAAAGAUUGGCAGUCCGACAUUAUCACCACCAGCAGUGGUUGCACGAUCAGCUUCUGGCACUAAUUUGGCACUAGACGGGGAAUUUGUAUGCAAAGCCAGUAUAAUUUCUGCUGCCAAGUACGAGGUACUAAAUUCACGUCGCAAAGAACGUGGCAAGAACGUUUUCCUAAAGUAUUCCAAGGAACCGGACUUUGUAAGAAAGGAAACGUCUCUUUUGCUAUAA